AUGCUUUUUAAGCAAAAUCUUUUGUUUACUUUAGCUAUUGCUGCUGCUGCAGCUGCGGCGGCGGCGGCGGCUAUACUUCGCACUCUUACUUUCGAACCUUCGCUUUUUCUUUUAGACUUUUUUAUUAAGCGCUUGCUUAUAUUAACGACCGUCAAGGCUUUAAAUUAUAAUAAUUGCACCGCUGCUUUUGCCGCUGCUAAUACCGCUUUCGAAAACUUCCUCGCUUUAAAUGCUGCUUUUUUAAGAGGUGUUGCUAAUAGUCCGGGCGGUUUUGCGAAUAGAACUUUUGUUAGAUUGAAUAGUCUUAUAACAGCGAACCGUAGUCCGGUGAUACGAAACGUUUCGAGCAUAUCACUUUCUCCUCUUGCGCUUGCGCUAGCCGCUUUUAUUGCUCUCGUCGCUUUCGCAGCUCUCGUCGUUCCCGUCGCAUUUAUUGUCGUCGCUUUUUUUGCGCUAAUUAUUACGCUUACCGCUUUCGCAGCGGCGCUCGCCGUUGUUAUAACUUUUGCGAAGCGCUGA
Messenger RNA from Drepanopeziza brunnea f. sp. 'multigermtubi' MB_m1, 519 nucleotides. Lineage: Eukaryota; Fungi; Ascomycota; Leotiomycetes; Helotiales; Drepanopezizaceae. The record is from RefSeq and is a predicted model, not a curated record.